AUGUUUUCAGCGACCGUUAAAGUUUCAAGGUUUCAAUUUAAAUUUUACUUAGCGUUAUCCGCGAAAAGAUUUUACAAAGGACAAAAAUUUAGCUUUUGCCCGCCGGAAUUCGAGAGUAAAAGUUGUAAAUUUUUUAAAAAAACCGUUAAAAACAUUUUCGGUAAAUAUCUUUUUUUAACAAACACAAUAAGUUCUGGAGUAUUGAUGUCGCUCGGAGAUUUAUUGCAACAAGAAAUUGAAUACAUAAACGAUAACGAACACACGGAUUCGUUCGACUGGAAAAGAAACCUUCACAUGGGAAUAAUAGGUACCGUUUUGGGACCCAUAUCGCAUUAUUUUUACUUGAUACUCGAUAAAUUCAUACCUGGAACGGAUUUGUCGUCGAUCACGAAGAAAAUUUUCCUCGAUCAAAGUUUGGCUUCCCCCAUAUCCAUCGUUAUUUUUUUCUUAGGUUUGAAUUUUUUAAACGACGAAGAUUUCGAAACGUCCAAAUCCGAAUUGGAAAAAAAAUUUUUACUCAUAUACGUCGCUGAUUGCGUCCUGUGGAUUCCGUUCCAGUUUUUCAAUUUUUGUUGUCUCGCCUCAGAAUUUAGAGUCAUUUACAUAAACGCUCUCACAAUGUGUUACAAUAUUUUUUUAUCGUUCAUGAAAUAUUCUUAA
Molecule: messenger RNA, 660 nt
Organism: Pediculus humanus corporis (human body louse)
Lineage: Eukaryota; Metazoa; Arthropoda; Insecta; Psocodea; Pediculidae
Product: Peroxisomal membrane protein, putative
Exons: 3
Coding region: 1-660 (219 amino acids)
Biological process (GO): mitochondrial ribosome assembly
Cellular component (GO): membrane; cytoplasm
Source: RefSeq, a predicted model, not a curated record